Messenger RNA from Rubroshorea leprosula, 1533 nucleotides. The record is from the annotation of a GenBank genome assembly. NCBI's taxonomy places the organism in Eukaryota, Viridiplantae, Streptophyta, Magnoliopsida, Malvales, Dipterocarpaceae.
GAUGGCAAGAAAAAAAAAAAAUCAACCCAAAAAGUCAAGAGUAGGAGACAACAUCCAAUCAAUAAACUUUUCAAUGUUCUCAUCAUGAGUUUACCAUGUUCUGAUCUCUGUAAAAUGUAGCUUAUUAUAUAAAUCAAUGAUAUGUCAUGCACAAAAGCACUCUUGCUUUUCUUUCCUCCUUGCUCGCACUCUCCUCUUUCUUUCUAGCAAGGAAAGGGGAAUACGGAAGAGAAGGUGAAUUAAUGGAAUUCCUUAUUGAAGAUCCUUUUGCCGGUCACCAAGAAUCUCAAGAUGAAUGUCAAGAUGAUCCGAUGCAAAAUACGAUCGCCGCUCCUCAAGCUGAUUUUUCAGGGGCUGAGUUCCUAAGCCCACAAGAGUUUUACCAGCCACAGCCAGUGGAGGAAAUGGUUGCAGGAGAUUUGCAGUCCCAACAGCCACCACCACAACAACCACUACAGACACAGCCAGUACUAGUGGAGGCAACGGUUGCAGGAGAUCCACAGUUCCAACAGCCACCACCAAACCCUCCUCGACCUGUUCAGUUCCCAACUUCAAGCUCUCAAAUGAUAGGAGCCCAGUCUGUGCAAUACCCUCCACAGAGCAUGCAAGCUAUUCCUUCUAAACCUGCGCAGUUUCCACCCCAAAACCCACAAAUUAAUCUUGCAUACCCGAGUGGGUUGAGGCACCAGCCUGUUCCUUACCCACCUCAAAGUCCACAAGUCUCUCAAGCCCAACAACAUCCUGGGACAUACCAUCGGCCGCCCAAUAUGCCUCCCAACCUCCCCAGUAGUGUUGUACAACCAACCUUUCAUCAACAUUCCACCCCAACACAGCCACCGGAAACACAAUUUCCUCAAAAGGAUGGUGCACAAGGGGCUUAUGUGGGCAAGACCAUCCCACCUUUACCUUACCAACCUCCUGUUGGUACCACGUCUGGGAUUCGGACGCCGGCCCCACGUGCAGAGGGUUGGAGAACUGGCUUGUUUAAUUGCCUGGAAGAUCCAAUGAAUGCUCUAGUAACGGCCUUCUUCCCUUGCUUGACGUUUGGCCAGAUCGUGGAAAUUGUAGACGGCGGUCAUACUUGUAAUAUAUUGUCGUGCACAUAUCGCACCAAACUUAGGAACAUGUUUUCACUUGCUGAGUCCCCAGCACCAGAUUGGGUUAAGCAUUGCUUUUGUGAGCGUUGCGCUCUUUGUCAAGAAUACAGGGAGCUCCGACAAAGAGGUUGGGAUCCAGCGAUUGGUUGGCAUGGAAACCUAAACCAGCAAGCUGCCAUGACGCCGCCAAUGAAUCAAACAAUGACGGCUUGAUUAUGAGGAAAUUAUCAAUUCCCAUAUGUGCUCUGCCUAUAAUAUUUUCUUGAUACAUUUGAUGAUGGUUAUGUAAAAGGGAGUAAUUCUCUUCUUUUUUUUAAAUCUCUUUUCAUCCAACUUAAAGUUAGAAUUUAAAAUUUUUAACUUGAAAUUUUAGAUUUUUAAUUAGUUAAACUAUUCUUUAGAGUUAAUCUACUUAUAAUAUAUUUUUGUGCUAUUU